GUGAUCUCUAUAAAACUUUGAAGUACAGCGGAUCUUAGCUUCAGUUGGGGCCGUGAGUUGAGUCGUUUAGCCAGUUUGUCGUUAACCUGUUCGUAAUCGUUUCCAGUUGAGAGUAAACUAGAAUGGUUUGAUUUCGAAAUACUUCAUUGACUGGCAGAAGUGAAGCUUUUUAUAAAUAUACAUUAUAUUAAGAAAAAUCAACGAGAAAACUAGUGUUUGUGCUUGGUGUCAAUCAAAUUGUAUAUUUCUCCCAGCAAGGGUUUAAUUUGUUUGUGCUAUAGUGCUUAAAUAGUUUUUGUUUUGGAACACGGACUAAACAUGGAAAAAUAUCGGUUGCGAUUACCUGUUGUCGGUUUGAGAUUGUUGAUUCUGUUCGGGCUUAUAUUCGGGCAGAACAGUGCACGCACAUCAAACAAGUUAAAAGUGACCUUGCCACACGGUGGGGUUCUUAUAGGCAGAUACUUGAAUUCUUUCAGUGGCCAUGGAAUUUUAGCCUUCUUGGGUAUUCCGUAUGCAAAACCACCGAUAGGAGAGCUUCGUUUUAAGGCUCCGGUACCGUUUGGAAAAUGGUCUGGUGAACGAAUGGCGAUAGCGGACGCUCCACUUUGUACUCAACGUGAUCCAUAUCGCCGCGAUGAAGCCAUAUCCGGCACUGAAGAUUGCCUACAACUAAACGUUUACGUACCAGAGAGUCCUCGAAGACUGCCAGUUUCUGAUGCUGGUGCUGAGUUCAAAUCUGGAUUACCGGUGAUGGUUUUCUUCCACGGUGGAGGGUGGCAGUGUGGCUCGGGCACACGAUCCUUUUACGGACCCGAUUUUCUGCUGGAACAUGAUGUCAUCUACAUCGGGGCAAACUUCCGACUUGGUCCUCUGGGAUUCCUCAGUACAGAGCAGGAAGACUGCCCUGGUAAUAAUGGACUAAAGGAUCAAAGUUUGGUAUUACGUUGGGUUCGAGACAACAUAGCGGCAUUUGGCGGCAACCCACAUUUAGUAACGGUGUUCGGUGAGAGUGCGGGUGGAGCUAGUGGAACGUAUCAUAUGAUGUCGCCCCUCUCGCAAGGAUUGUUUCAUCGCGUUAUUUCUCAAUCUGGGGUCAAUUUGAAUGCUUGGGCCCAGCCAGCUCAUCCUGGUGUAGCCCGUGCGCGUGCUAUACAGCUUGGCGAGAUGUUUAAUUGCACUCAAGGAUUCCAUGGAAUGUUCAAUGAAAUGCUAGCUUGCUUACGUGAUGUAGCAGCCGAAGAUAUUACCAAAGCGUUUUAUGAUUUUUAUACGUGGGAUACUGAUCCUAUGAUUCCUUUUCCACCUGUCGUGGAACCUAAUUUACCAGGUGCGUUCAUCACGAAACAUCCUCGAGAUGUUUCCGAUCCCCAUGCCUUAGAAUUACCUUGGAUGACGGGUCUAACGCUUGAUGAAGGGGCCUUGAAAAGUGCAUCCCUCAUAAAUGUACCAAGUCUUCGCCAGAGUCUUAAUGAUCAUUGGGAUCAAGCAUUGCCGAUUUCUCUAUACUAUGAUCACCAUGAUUUAAAAAGGCAGCAGAAAAUUACUGAACUUAUCAACAAGUUUUAUUUCAACAAUCAGAAGCUUGUUGAGAAAACGGAGCGGAACCUUACAAAUUUGUUUUCUGAUGCAUGGUUUUUAGCUGGUAUGAAUGAAUAUUUAAAAAUACGGUUGCUAAGUAAAAGAACCAACAGUACAUCUGAGUCCAGUGUUAAAGUGGGCCCGACUUACGUGUAUUUAUUCGCACAGAAAGCCUCAGCAAGCUUCACAGAAAUAUUUGAAGGAGGAUCAGAUAAUUAUUAUGGAGUAUGUCAUGCUGAAGAACUGCAGUACCUGUUUCCAAUAGCAAAGGACCUGUUUGUAACUGCAGUCCCCACUAUGGAAGAGUUGAAAAUUCGACGAAUUAUUACUGAACUAUGGGUGAAUUUUGCCAGAACAGGGAAUCCUACUCCCCCAAAUGCACUGGCUGAUUCUAUUCCGACAUGGCCAAAAGCCGAGGGAUUCCCCUUAAAAUAUUUUCGAAUUGGGAGCAUCGAUCCAUCUGUUGAACCUCUUUUCGCGAUAGAAGUAGGGUUGUUUGAAGAACGAUCGGCGUUUUGGCAUUCGCUUCAAGCACAUGGUGCUCCCGGUUCAUUAAAACACAAUAGUCAUGAUGAGCUGUAAUUUUCACUUAAUUUGCAAUUAAAUAAUUGUUGCACAUGAAAAAUAUAAGUUUUGAAACGCUACAUGAAGAUAUCGAUGUAAAUGAAUGUAAAAAAUAAACAAAAUCUAGCAGAAAUAUCGUGAUUUAUCUUACUACAUUUUGUGCUACC
Molecule: messenger RNA, 2309 nt
Organism: Anopheles darlingi
Lineage: Eukaryota; Metazoa; Arthropoda; Insecta; Diptera; Culicidae
Product: venom carboxylesterase-6
Exons: 7
Coding region: 319-2160 (613 amino acids)
Source: RefSeq, a predicted model, not a curated record